Molecule: messenger RNA, 3096 nt
Organism: Pyrus x bretschneideri (Chinese white pear)
Lineage: Eukaryota; Viridiplantae; Streptophyta; Magnoliopsida; Rosales; Rosaceae
Product: MDIS1-interacting receptor like kinase 2
Exons: 2
Coding region: 131-2884 (917 amino acids)
Biological process (GO): protein phosphorylation
Molecular function (GO): ATP binding; protein kinase activity; protein binding
Source: RefSeq, a predicted model, not a curated record
UAUUUAAUAAACUAAUGGUGCCUGCACUGUGUACAAGCUCAUAUAUUAGAGCACCUGACUCUUCCUCAAUGCUAAACCAGCUAAUUAAUUAGGCAGAUGGUCUUCUUGAGCCAUCUCCUUGUUUCCAGAAAUGAAGACUUCCUCACAACCGAAAAUCAUGGCAUCCCAAGAAGAAAAAGCACCUUCCACCAAAGCUGCUUCUUCACAGCAUUCAUUUCAACUCAUUCCAAUUAUACUCCUCCUUAUGUUGGCUUCUUCAGAUUCAGCAGCAAAAGCAGAAGUUGUUGGCCAAGAAGCAGAAGCUCUUCUGAAAUGGAAAGCUAGCCUUGACAACAAUACAAGCAGACUCUCUCCUUUGUCUUCCUGGACUGGAAACAGUAAUUGCAAUUGGGAUGGCAUUUCUUGCAACAGUUUCGGAAGCAUAACACAAAUAAACCUCACUUUUUCUGGCUUAAGAGGUACACUUCAUGCUUUUAAUUUCUCAGCUUUCCCAAGUCUCAUGAGCCUAAAUUUAAGCCACAACGCGAUUUUCGGAACCAUCCCGUCGGAGAUAGAGUUUCUGAAAAGCCUUCAAAUCCUUGAUCUUUCUGGAAACAACAUCAAUGGGUCCAUUCCACAUGAAGUUGGAAUGUUAGGCAACUUAACCAUUCUGUCCCUUAAAGACAACAAUCUCUCUGGAAAUCUCCCUACAGAAAUAUGCAUGCUGAAUUCACUGAGUGUGAUCAAUGUAGCAGAUAACAGUCUCAUGGGUUCGAUUCCAGAAGCAAUUGGAAACCUGAUUAGCCUCAAGGAGUUGUAUCUGAUGGGAAAUCAAUUAAUUGGAAAUAUCCCACCUGAAGUAGGAAAGCUCAAAUUUCUUACUCAUUUGGGAUUGGUUGGUAACAAACUCAAUGGCUCUCUUCCUUCAGAACUGAAUAAUUUUACAUUUUUAAAGUGGUUGGCGUUGAGUAACAACAACUUUUCUGGCAGCAUUCCCCAUGAUAUAUGCAUCAGCGGAGCACUCGAAUUGUUUACAGCACACAACAAUCAGUUGACAGGCCCCAUGCCUAGAAGCUUGAGGAACUGCACCAGCUUAGUUAGACUGAGGCUUGAGAGGAACCAGCUGACAGCAAACAUAGCUCAAGAGUUUGGCAUUUAUCCUAAACUAACUUAUGCCGAUUUGAGUUACAACAGAUUCUAUGGAGAGCUUUCAGAAAACUGGGAGCAGUGCCAAAGUUUACAAAGCUUGAGGCUCAGGAACAACAGAAUUUCCGGGGGGAUACCUCGGCUUGAGGGAUCAGUUCCGCUCAAUGUGCUCGACCUAUCUUCAAAUAAUCUCACAGGGACAAUCCCAAAGGAACUAUGGAAGUUGACAACCUUGUUCGACCUUAACCUAGGUGAUAACCAACUUUCAGGCAGCUUGCCCUCGGAGAUUGGAAUGCUAACCAAUCUACAACAUCUUAACUUAGCAGCCAAUGAUUUCAGUGGACUAAUUCCGGAGAAAUUAGGCGGGUGCACAGAGUUGUUGAACUUGAACUUGAGCAGAAACAGAUUUAGUGGGAGCAUUCCUUUUCAGAUGGGGAGCAUAAACACUCUUCAAGUUCUUGAUCUCAGCCAAAAUUCACUGAUGAGUGAAAUCCCACCACAGCUUGGGAAUUUGAUGAAGUUGGAAGCCUUGAAUCUCUCUCACAACGAGCUCUCUGGUUCGAUCCCAUCUACAUUCAGUAACAUGUUGAGCUUGACAACAGUUGACAUAUCAUACAACCAUUUGGAGGGUCCCCUUCCCAACAACAAAGCGUUCCAUGAGGCGUCGUUUCUAGCUUUUGCGAAUAACACAGGCUUGUGUGGCAAUGCUACCGGUUUGAAUGUUUGCCCGUCCAAAACAAAGGAGGAGAAAAAGAGCAGAAAAUCAGUUAUCUUCAUCGUACUCCUUGUUUUAAGCAUCCUGUUUUUUGCAAUUGGGGUAACUGGGGUUCUUUGUGUGGUCUGCUGUCGGCGGGAAGGGCAAUCAAAUGAAGACCAGUUUACGGUUUGGAGCUGUGAUGGACGACUUGAGUACGAAGAUAUCAUUGAAGCCACAGAGGAAUUCGACUCCAAAUAUUGUGUGGGGGUGGGAGGCAAUGCAACUGUUUAUAAAGCUGAGCUCCCAACAGGUCGGAUUGUUGCGGUGAAGAAACUUCACAUGCUGCAGGAUAGUGGAGUGGCAAACCUCAAGGCUUUCGAGAGUGAGGUUCGUACUCUUUCAGAGGUUCGUCACAGAAACAUUUUGAAGCUUUAUGGUUUCUGUUCGCAUCCACAGCACCCUCUUUUGUUGUACGAUUACGUAGAAGGAGGAAGCUUGGAAAACAUACUGACCGACGAAAACCAUGCGGUUAAGUUUGGAUGGAUCGAGAGGGUGAAUGUUGUCAAGGAUGUUGCUAAUGCAUUGUCUUAUAUGCAUCAUGAUUGUUCACCUCCGAUAGUACAUCGAGACAUUUCGAGUAAGAACAUCUUGCUGGAUUUGGAAUAUCGAGCUUAUGUCUCCGAUUUUGGUACAGCUAAGCUCUUGAAUCUUGAGACUUCAAAUUGGACUUCGUUUGCAGGCACAUUCGGAUACAGUGCUCCAGAGUUAGCAUACACAAUGGAAACGAACGAGAAAUGCGAUCUUUAUAGCUUUGGAGUGGUUGCACUAGAAGUGAUCAUGGGAAAGCAUCCCGGAGACCUCCUCUCCUAUUUUUUGUCAUUGCCAUUAACAUCAACACCCGAACCUAUGAAACUGAACGACAUCUUAGAUAAGAGGCUCCCGCCUCCAGAAAACCAUGUCGUUGAAAAAGUGAUCACCGUUGCAAACCUUGCAUUUGCGUGCUUUCGGACGAAUCCCCAAUCUCGGCCAACCAUGCAACAAAUUUCCCGCGAGUUGUUAUGAAGAGAGUAAUACAGUUCCCGCAAAUCAAGCAGAUAAAACUGUCAUUAGAACGUGAUCUCUUGCUUUUCACAAUUCACUCGUUUCAUUUAUUUACUGUUUUAUUGUAUUUACUUGCCUUCUAUGACUUUACGUAGUUAGUUGUGUGUGUGUAUAAUCUUUGAGAAUACAACAAUCAUCGAGUCAAUUAAUCCAAAUACACUUAGCCUCUCCUA